CCAGCUCCCGCUGCCCGACGCGCGCCAUGAGCACCUCGUACAACCUAACCUCGUACCUGGUGACGCCGGAGCAGCUGAACGACGCGCUGCAGAAGAACGUGAACAGCAAGCUGUCGACGGCGCCGCGCGUGAUCCCGCUGUGCGGGACGUGGUUCCUGCCCAACGACGCGCGCAAGCGCACCGGCGCCGACGUCUUCCACAAAUGCCGCAUCCCGUCGGCGCGCUUCUUCGACCUGGACAAGGUCAAGGACGCCCAGAGCCCGUACCCGCACAUGCUGCCCUCGGCGCCGGACUUUGCCGCCGCCAUGGGCAAGCUGGGCAUCCGUCGCGACGACAGCGUCGUCGUGUACGACAGCGAGGAGGAGGGCGUCUUCAGCGCCCCCAGGGUCGCGUGGACCCUGCGUGCUUUCGGCCAUCAGAGCGUCCACGUCCUCAAUAACUUCAAGCUGUGGUGCGAGCUUGGGCUGCCGACGGCGUGGGGCGACCCCAUUGAACACCCCGAGGAAGUCGAGUACCCGGUCCCGGAGCUGGACCGGGCCCGCGUGGCCAGCUUCGAGCAGGUCAGAGACAUUGCGCGCAAGCAGGCGAAGGAGGGCUCGCGCGACGUGCAGAUUCUGGACGCGCGCAGCAAGGGCCGCUGGGAGGGAACGCAGCCCGAGCCUCGUCCCGGCCUCUCCUCCGGCCACAUUCCCUCGUCGCUCUCGCUUCCCCUCCCCACCCUCCUCGACCCAGAACACAAAACGCUCCGCCCGGCCGCCGAGCUCAAAACCAUCUUCGCCGACCACGGCGUCAGCCCGGACAAGCAGGUCAUCAGCAGCUGCGGGACGGGCGUCAUGGCCGCCGUGCUGGACGCCGCGCUCGCGGAGGCGGGGUUCCCGGAGGAGGGCCGCCGCGUCUACGAUGGUAGCUGGACGGAGUGGGCGAUGCGCGCGGGGGACGAGGAGGGCCUUGUUGUUAAGGGGAGAGAAUGAGGCGGUGGUAUGCGUGGUUGGGUGUUGAGGGAGAAUGUGUGUGUAGGGCUGGUGCAGAGGAGAAAAAGUAACGGCGGGGGCGUUUUGGUGCGCUGGCUGGCUGGCUACACGCGCAGGCGCUGAUGCAGGUGUAGGCGUGCUCGGGCUGUACGUGUGAUGAAACUGUACGAUGAUGAUUUGCGUGUAUGAUACCCUUCGCUUAACGGAGAAGAAGAAGCAGCAAAAGCAGAGGCAGAAGCGGGAGUAACAGCAAAAACAGAAAAAAAGCAACGAAAACAGGCAGCUAAAAGGGAAACCAAGGUAUGACGAUACUAAAAGU
Aplosporella prunicola CBS 121167 is the source of this 1290-nucleotide messenger RNA. RefSeq lists its product as uncharacterized. Gene Ontology annotation, cellular component: mitochondrion. NCBI's taxonomy places the organism in Eukaryota, Fungi, Ascomycota, Dothideomycetes, Botryosphaeriales, Aplosporellaceae. Gene Ontology annotation, biological process: transsulfuration. The record is from RefSeq and is a predicted model, not a curated record. Gene Ontology annotation, molecular function: thiosulfate-cyanide sulfurtransferase activity. Bases 27 to 971 code for a protein of 314 amino acids. The transcript is spliced from 2 exons.